AUGGAGCAUAAGAAGAGAGGCGACGGAUAUUGUUCAGGUGUCGGAAUACAGGAGCAGACGGAGGAGGGAUUGAGAUCGUUGGGCGGUGAGGUCAACGUCCGAAUUUUGACGAGGUGGAAAAUGUCAUCAGAUCAAGAUCUGGCAGAAACGGCCGUGGCACCAAGCGGGCAGCGGUGGGUGGAAGUAUCUCAGUCGUUGUGCUUCCUCGAGUCAUUGCACGCAUGGAAACAACAAGGGAUGGAAUGGAUGCAUGUACCGCUCCAGCACACUCUCUAUGCAGAGAAACCUUCCACGCCUACUGCAUUCCAGAGCCACGGUUCUGGCGGUUGGGCUGGGCUGGACUGGCCUGGAUCUGGUCUCAACGGCAGAAUUUUCCGUCCAACUGCCCCCAACUUGCUCGACUUCUUCCCCCCGAUGCAAGGCAAAAAUUGA
Messenger RNA from Paracoccidioides brasiliensis Pb18, 432 nucleotides. RefSeq lists its product as uncharacterized. The record is from RefSeq and is a predicted model, not a curated record. The coding region runs from base 1 to 432 and encodes 143 amino acids. The transcript is spliced from 2 exons.